Chlorocebus sabaeus (green monkey) is the source of this 2741-nucleotide messenger RNA. NCBI's taxonomy places the organism in Eukaryota, Metazoa, Chordata, Mammalia, Primates, Cercopithecidae. The record is from RefSeq and is a predicted model, not a curated record.
CUGGAAUUCCACCAUCAGCGCUUUAUUCUGAGGUUCAGUGCUGUCCUGGGUUAACCUGAAAGCAAUCUCCGAUGCUCCCCUUUCUGGCUUUCGGGGAGGCAGAGACUGACCGGACACUUGUCUCUGCAGGUGCAGACCUGGGCCAAAGAGAGAGAGAGAGAGAGCCAAGGAAGUCCACAGUGGAGAGAGGGCUGUGCUGGGGGUUCCAGCAAGACUUCCCGGAGAAGGGGAUCUUGGAGCUAGGCCUUGAGAAUGAGUUUGUCAAAUGAGGAAGGGCAUCCGAAGCCAAGGGAACGGCAGGAGGGAACGCUAGGGAGGGGAGAGAAUCUGGAGAGUUCCGGUAAAAGCAAGUAGGACUCUUUCCAGAAGUUUGGGCAAGAUUUUCCCUGGGCCAGGGCGUGGGUUCUCCAGUACUAAUCCCUCCCGCUCACUGAGAUGCUCUGCGUUUCCAGUCUGAACCUGAACGUAAAGAGGUGUAGUCCCUCCUUUCUUGAACUGAAAAACUGAGCGCACAUCGGUCCUUGCCACGCCUAAGGCUGCGGAGUGAUCAGAUGGAAAAUGCGGCACUCAAAACCUCCCCUCGCUGUAAUUUGCACUGCCCUGUGCCAAGCUCGCUCUGUCCUUUCUUCCAUUCCUUAUUCCUAUUGUCAGUCUCGCUGCGCUAGGACCCUAAAAAUUCGGUCUCAUGUUGCCCGGGGAACAACAUUUCGCUACACCCACCUCCAUAGAGCCCCCGCCUCCCUCUCUACCUUGCACCAGCCAAUGGAAGCGAAGAUCUUCAGACGGUGGGCGGGACGUAUCCUAAGACUGUGCACGCGCCGGAGCAGCGGCGCACCAGCCCCCGGCUCCGGCACCACCAUCUUCGCGCUAAGCUCUGGCCAAGGCCGCUGCGGCAUCGCGGUGAUCCGGACCAGCGGCCCCUCCAGUGGCGACGCCCUCCGGAUUCUCACGGCAGCCAGAGACCUGCCCCCUGCUCGCCACGCCAGCCUGCGCCUCCUCAGCGACCCCCGCUCCGGGGAGCCUCUGGACCGCGCACUGGUCCUCUGGUUCCCAGGUCCCCGGAGUUUCACCGGUGAGGACUGCGUGGAAUUCCACGUGCACGGAGGCCCGGCAGUGGUGAGCGGCGUCCUGCAGGCCUUGGGCAGCGUGCCAGGGCUUCAACCUGCGGAGGCAGGCGAGUUCACCAGGCGGGCGUUUGCCAAUGGGAAGCUGAACCUGACCGAAGUGGAGGGGCUGGCGGACCUUAUCCACGCAGAAACCGAGGCGCAGCGGCGGCAGGCCCUCAGGCAGCUGGACGGGGAGCUGGGCCACCUCUGCCGUGGCUGGGCCGAGACCCUCACCAAAGCUUUGGCCCACGUGGAGGCCUAUAUCGAUUUUGGCGAGGAUGACAACCUGGAGGAGGGGGUCCUGGAGCAAGCGGACAUCGAAGUACGAGCACUGGAGGUGGCCCUGGGUGCACAUCUACGAGAUGCCAGGCGCGGGCAGAGACUCCGCUCAGGGGCACACGUAGUGGUCACUGGACCCCCCAAUGCCGGCAAGAGCAGCCUAGUGAACCUACUCAGUCGGAAACCUGUGUCCAUCGUGUCCCCCGAGCCAGGGACCACCCGUGACGUCCUGGAGACCCCCGUCGACCUGGCCGGAUUUCCUGUGCUGCUGAGCGACACGGCUGGGUUGCGGGAGGGCGUGGGGCCGGUGGAGCAGGAGGGCGUUCGGCGCGCCCGGGAGAGGCUGGAGCAGGCGGACCUCAUUCUGGCCAUGCUGGACGCCUCUGACCUGGCCUCUCCCUCCAGUUGCAACUUCCUGGCCACCGUCGUAGCCUCUGUGGGAGCCCAGAGCCCCAGUGACAGCAGCCAGCGCCUCCUCCUGGUGCUGAACAAGUCGGACCUGCUGUCCCCAGAGGGCCCAGGUCCGCGUCCUGACCUGCCCCCGCACCUGUUGCUGUCCUGUCUGACGGGAGAGGGUCUGGACGGCCUCCUGGAGGCGCUGAGGAAGGAGCUAGCUGCAGUGUGUGGGGACCCGUCCACCGGUUCCCCGCUCCUGACCCGCGCAAGGCACCAGCACCACCUCCAGGGUUGCCUGGAUGCCCUCAGUCACUACAAGCCGUCAAAAGACCUGGCCCUGGCGGCAGAGGCGCUGCGGGUGGCCCGGGGUCACCUGACCCGGCUCACAGGUGGAGGGGGUACCGAGGAGAUCCUGGACAUCAUCUUCCGGGACUUCUGCGUGGGCAAGUGACGGGAUCCAGGGAAGUCGCACCCAAGUUGCGUGGAGACCCAGGAGACCCAGGGGAUCUGGAAACAGUUUAGGCCAAUCGGGAUUCUCUUUCACCUGGGAAAGAACUUGAUUCUCAAACAAUGAAGCAACACAGCUGAGAGGUAGUGAGUGCCCUGCAGGGACUCCCUGGAGAUUCAGGCCCUGAAAUGGGGCUGAAUGGAGGUCCGUUGGACCCUGGAUGCUGGGGCAUCCGUGUUGGGAUGGAGACAGGAGGAUCUCCGGAUAUUUGUUUCAUGGUUUUUAAUUUAUUUUGCAAAUACCAAAGGAAUGUAAAAAAAAAACUCAGGUGCUGAAGUGUUUCCCUCCCUCCCUCCCUCCCUCCCUCCCUCCCUCCCUCCCUCCCUUCCUUCCUUCCUUCCUUCCUUCCUUCCUUCCUUCCUUCCUUCCUUCCUUCCUUCCUUCCUGGCGCGCAGUGGUGCAUCUCACCGCAACCUCCACCUGCUGGACUCAAUUGAUUCUCCUGCCUCAGC